UCAAGACGCUGAGGAUUGGGCUGUUCAUUACGUGGAGUUUUACAGACGACCGGGCCACCAUGAAUGAAGGAUAAGCACUGGAUAAGGACAGAGAUAAGGUGAGGAUAAGUGUCUGUGAGAGGCCGUCAUGGAUUCUUUGCGAUCCACAGCCGAUUUCCGGAGACAGCGCGACCUAUUCGUUCAGAGCAUUCAGAGAGACAUCAAUUGCCUAACGGACCAGGACCGGAGGACAAGAUUUCGUGCACUCGAGAAGUUGUCUCGCCGUCUGACGUUCGAUAGAGGUUCGGCAGCCAGCGAACCACUUCCGGAGCUGGUGACCGUGGUUUGGGUUGAAGUUGUUCUUCCUGCCGUUGUGCGGGUGAUUGGCGACGAAGUGGAAAAGUGUCGGGAGUUGGCGAUCCGAGUGAUAGUCGAUGUGAGCAAAUGUUUGUCUCAGGUGGAUGCAACCCUUGCGGCAAUUGCACCAAAGAUUCAGACAAGGAUAGGCUGUGUGCCAACCAUUGAGCCCUCAGAGGAGCUGAGGCUACAGAUGGUCACUCUCCUUGGGGAUGAGCUUUUGCGCAAAUGCUCUCCAGGUCCCAUAGCAGAAGUGGCUGAAUCCAUUAUUAAGGUGCUUUGCCAAUCAUUAGCGGACCCAUUCCAUGAGAUAAGGAAAGCCACAUGCCGUGCUGUCGCUGUUUUGGCCCAAAGAGCGCCGACAGUGGCCAAAAAUGGAGCUGGCACUCUUCUAAAGGCACUGCUCCCGAGCACUAGGCAUCAGCACUCGCGGGUCAGAUUGGCCAGCCUUCAGGCUAUUGAUGCUGUUGUACGGUGUGGCCUGCCGGCAGGAAUGGUUGACGAGACCUUAGCUCCAGGAGUCAGACACUUGGCACUUGACAAAGCAGCUAAUGUACGCGAGUGCCUGUUUGUGUCUGUCGCAAGAUGGCUCGGCUUUGAUGCCGAACAGUCGCAGACGGAUGAGUGUUCUGCACAACUUGCAGGGCCGGUUUUGGAGGCUGGCAGGCCAACAACCAACACAGAGAACCCGGAGGAGGAGGAGGAGCAAACAAUGGAUGCAGAGUACGAUUAUGAGGAUGACACUUGGGGAACAAGAGCGAAGUCUACCUCGCCAGCAGUGGAUAUGACAGCCACUGAUUCGCUUCAAGCGGAUGUGGCGCCAACGGCAUACAUUCCCCAUCUCUCACCGUUGCUUUUGCUUGGCAUAACGGACGAGGACCCGGAGAUCAGAGUAACAACGCUGGCGCUGCUACAGGGUGUCGGGGACGUCUAUAUGAGCAGCAGAGAAUCACCAAAAGGUGAUCAGAAAACAGAAGAUGAUUCCAUAGCAUGUGCAAAUGCCAUGGAAACGAGUACCAUGUCUGGAGCAGAAGAAGUGGGUACCAUGUCUGGAGCAGAAGUGGGUACUAUGUGUGGCGCAGAAGUGGGUACUAGGUGUGGCACAGAAGUGGGUACUAGGUGUGGCGCAGAAGUGGGUACUAGGCGUGGAACAGAAGUGGAGAAUAGCACCAAGGGAAGCAGAGAGGCUAAUGGUUGUCAUGACAUGGAGGAGGUUGUACAAAAAGACGAAGAUGCUGUGGAAUGUCAUGCCACCCUGCCAGAGCCGUUUACAGGAAGACAACUAUCGAAGGGUUGCAGAAAAGUGGUGCAGGACUUCUUGCAGCCGCUUCUGGAACCAGCGCUCAAAGACAUGAAGGAGUGGUUGCUCCCUUCAAGGAUAGCAGGUGCACGGUUGCUCAGCACUGUGUUGGCCUUGGCUGAGUCGCAUGCCACAGAACACUUGGACAUAUUGUUGCCUGCCUUAUGCAGUGCUACAGGAGAUGAUGACGUGGUCGUGGCGCAGAGAGUGGUCUCUUGCCUGCACAUCCUUGGGCAGGUGUGUGAUGUCAGUUCUUGGCUGCCGCUAUUGAUCGACUUGAUUCUGGCAUCGCGUAACAGCCCUCCACAGCGUGUCAAUGCUCUUGUGGCGUUGGGAUGUCUUCUGAAAGUGACGACUCCUUCUAGAAUGCCUCCUUCAGCAAUCCGCGAUCUCUGUGCUGUUCUGGCCAGUGAGGAGGUUCGCUGUUCUGAUUACCCACCUGUGAGGGUGCAGAUGGUGGUGGUGAUACACAAUCUCAUCCGUGUUGGUCAGAAGCGCUGUGAGGAUGUCGCCCUGCAACUUCUGACAUGCUUGCUUCAGGUUCAGGCUGUGGAUGACGACGUCGCUGUUCAGAAGGGCGUCAACACAGCAAUUUCAAAGCUAGCAGCUGAGCUCGAUCUAGGAUCGGCGAGUGAGCUUUAUGCUCAACACAUCAGUUCGUUGAUCCAAAUGGCCGUCGAGGGGAACUUGGAGUGGACCGGGUCUUCGUAUGGGAAAGCACUGUUUGUGAACAUCCUUAAGGGUGCAGGAGCAGCAGUGGGAAGUCAUCUUGAGGCUUUAAUGGGUGUGUUUUCCAGCUGCUUACGGCCACAAAGAGACCCGUCGUUGCGAAUCAGUCUUCUCCAGGUUCUUGAUGAGCUCCUAGAGAGUCCGGAUCUGAGAUCCGCAUGGGAACCUCUGGCGUUCAGAGUUAUCACGGAGUUGUUGCUCCCCUGUGGCAUUUGGCAGGUUGGAAAGGUCGCCGCGGCGAUCCGCCAUGCUACUAUGGUGGCACUUGGAACAGUAUUGCGCCGUGGACUAUGUCAAGUCGACGACUUGGUUGGUGCUUUCCGUUGUGGUCAGCUACUGCCUGUUGUCAAAUCGUGUCUGGACGAAGACUACUAUGCGGAUACACGCCGUGCAGCAUGCCAUGUGAUGAAGAACAUUCUUCGCAUCGCAGGCGAUGUGCUGAACGACGAGGAAAGGAGGGAGAUUUAUCCGCAGCUCCUGAAGCGUAUGGAUGACAACAAUGAUAAGAUCCGAUUGGAUAAUACGCAAUCAGUCCGCGUCUUCUUUGAAAAGAUGCCGUCUUCAUACGAUGACACAAAUGCAAGAUAUUUCUUGGAGGCAUUGAUUAUACACAUGGAUGAUGCAGAGAAGGAGAUACAGGAGGCUGUGUGCAGUGCAGUUGAGAUUGCCGCAAGAAAGAAACCGGCUAUGGUAACUGAACUUGUGAGAUUGGCACGGUCAAAUCAUCGGUCCCCGUUCUACUGCGAUCGCAUUCUUGCAAUCACAGGGGCACUAGAGCAGCAGGGUUGCAGUUGAUUCUCAGCUGAAUAAAUUCUGAACACCGGA
Chara braunii is the source of this 3190-nucleotide messenger RNA. Lineage: Eukaryota; Viridiplantae; Streptophyta; Charophyceae; Charales; Characeae. The record is from the annotation of a GenBank genome assembly.